AUGCCUGCUCCCGACCAACAAACCCGGCGCCGCAUGGCGAGCACCGGACUGAGCGUUUGCGACGAUGCAAGAACAUGCAACGGCUACGUAAUUUAUGCCCCGAUGAGCGGCAGCGGCCAGGUUUACCUGAUAGAUGGGCAGGGCAAGGAAACACAUCAAUGGAAUUUGCCCCAUCCUCCGGGUUUGUACGGGUACCUGUUGCCCAAUGGCAACCUGUUCUACGGCGGAAAGACCCGGGACGAGACCUGGGAGCGAUUUCCCUCCUGGAAGCGGUUCAAGGGGGGCGCGAUGCUGGAAGUGGACUGGCAGGGCAAUGCAGUUUGGGAACAUUACGACCCGGAGCACCACCACGACGCGCGUCGCACCCCGGAAGGAGGCGCCAUUUACCUGACGGUGGAGUUGAUGGAUCCUGGCCUGGCAAGCAAGGUUCAGGGCGGAGUUCCCGGAACGGACGCCGAGGGUAUGUGGGCUGAUGUGAUAGUUGAAGUGGACGCCGACGGCAAUCGGGUGUGGGAGUGGCAUGCGGCAGAACAUUUGGACCCCGACCGCCACGUCCUUACAUUCAAUGACCUGCGGGAUGAAUGGAGCCACGGCAAUACGGUAGCGCCCCUGGAUGGCGACCGGGUAAUGUUCAGCUUCCGCAAUAUAUCAACGGUUGGAAUCAUCGACAAGAGGUCGGGGGAAAUUACCUGGCAACUGGGCGAUACGGUCUUGGCGCAGCAGCACGACCCCAAUUUGCUGGCCAACGGGAACUUUCUCAUUUACGACAACGGUUCCCACCGGAAGCAUACUGGCCUGCCCUUCUCCAGGGUAAUCGAGGUUAAUCCGGCCACCAACGAAAUCGUGUGGCAAUACCAGGACUCGCCGGCUUACAACUUUUUCAGUCCCUAUAUUUCGGGGGCCCGGCGGUUGCCCAACGGAAACACCUUGAUUACCGAGGGCAUGUUUGGGCGAAUUUUCCAGGUGACUCCUGAGGGCGAGGUGGUCUGGGAAUUCAUAAAUCCUUACUUUUAUGCAGACGCCGAGGGCCAGGUAGUGAACCGGGUAUUUCGGUCCACUUUCUAUACGCCCGAAGAAGUGCCCAAUCUCUAG
Messenger RNA from Geodia barretti, 1092 nucleotides. The record is from the annotation of a GenBank genome assembly. NCBI's taxonomy places the organism in Eukaryota, Metazoa, Porifera, Demospongiae, Tetractinellida, Geodiidae.